Molecule: messenger RNA, 834 nt
Organism: Phytophthora infestans T30-4
Lineage: Eukaryota; Oomycota; Peronosporomycetes; Peronosporales; Peronosporaceae
Product: glutathione S-transferase, putative
Exons: 3
Coding region: 1-834 (277 amino acids)
Biological process (GO): glutathione metabolic process
Molecular function (GO): glutathione transferase activity
Source: RefSeq, a predicted model, not a curated record
AUGUUUCGUUAUGCGGGACGUCUGAGUGGCUUGUAUCCAGUCAGUUCCCCUAUCAUGGCACUCCAAGUUGAUGAAAUUCUUCACGUUCUGAAGGCUUUCAGUGACGACGUAUUACUCCAUGACAUCGCUUUGUAUUGCUGGGUAAAGUCGAUUAGGAAGAUAAAACUGGCUGAGCAGAUUGACAAGCACAAAUGUAUUGUCGCAGUGGAGGCGAAAGAUAUACCCCUCACCUAUUUUCCGUUCCCUGGACGUGCUGAGCCGAUUCGCUUAGCUCUAUUCAUCGCAGGAAUUCCUUUUGACGACGAGCGCAUCGAUGCGUGUGAGCUGAACCGAAAACGCUCGACGCUGCCUUUUAACCAGCUACCAGUGCUUGAAGUGGACGGAGAGGUCGUGUCACAGGCGCUUGGGAUUCUCCGGUACGUUGGUACGCUCGGGGGACUCUACUCAGCCAGUAAGGCCAAGGAGGCUUUCCGGAAUGAUGAGGUGUUUGCACUGAUCGAUGAGUUCUACAGCUCCUACGCUUGGAACGCUUCGUACUUUGAGGCAGAUCCGGCGAAGCAGAAGCAGUUGCGAACACGUCUGGCCAAAGAAACCCUCCCUAACACGCUGAGCUUCCUCGAGCGGCGUACGUCGAAGUGGAAUGAGCGUCAUGCUGUCGGCAACAGCCUCACCGUUGCAGAUCUUGCUAUCUCCUCUUUACUGUGGACAUUUAGAAGCGGACGCAUUCUUGGCGUUCCUGUGUCUGUCGUUGCGCCGUUCAAAAAGCUGCUGAGUAUUUACGACGUUGUUGCAGAGCAUCCGAAAGUGGGCGAAUGGGGCUCUAUGAAGCACUGA